UGAAUACGUAUGAGCCCCCCUCACCGAGGUGUGACGAGCAGGAUUGACGACGAUGCCAUUUUCCCAAGAGUGGUGUUCAGCUGCCUUUGCUGACUUCAGCGCAACGCAACUUUACGCCUGCGCGGUAUUGAAGCACUCAUUCAGCCUCGGGGAGCCUCGUGACCUCAGGGGCGGAAAUUCCAUGGCGAAAUCAUGGGCGGGCAUGAUGGGCCGCACAUGCUUGCCCUGCCUGUAUUUGGAAUCUCGACUGGCCAAGGUGCGGUUCAUCGCGGCUGCUCAGUCAGAUGUUCCUUGUGCAGCCAGCUGCCCGUCAUCUGGGCAGCCAGCCUAUCUGUAAGAACUGCUCAAGCGAGGAUUCUCGGACGAGCUGGGUUCGCACACUCGACCAAUUGUGAUAAUCCUCGCUGCAACCCAGAACCAAUCCUGCGUAAGGGCGAGCACCGCACAAGGGCACAGGACUCGCUAGCGCUACUUCUUGGCUCUCGGCUACACCUUUACGCUCCUCCAGGACGGCCAUCUCCGCCCGGCUCGCUUCACUUCUUCGGGGACCGUGCGCGGGACCUGGACGGGGAAAAUAGCAUCCUUCUUCACUCCACACGGUCCAAUACGGAUGCACGCUUACACCUGAGUUCUGGGCUCGCUUCUACCUAUACAUCGCCCUCACCGUGCUACUGAUACAGUCGCUGGCCAUACCUUCUCGCCACUGUGUGGACCCAGUAUGAGAGACAAUGCUUGAGGUCUCACUUGCUUUGUUCCGUGGGAAAGGACGAGUUGCUCAGUACAGCUUGCACUGGGAACUUGCUGCCAAACCAUUCCCAUCGCCAAGCAUCUU
Molecule: messenger RNA, 832 nt
Organism: Microstroma glucosiphilum
Lineage: Eukaryota; Fungi; Basidiomycota; Exobasidiomycetes; Microstromatales; Microstromataceae
Exons: 2
Coding region: 193-675 (160 amino acids)
Source: RefSeq, a predicted model, not a curated record